UCUAAGCGAGUGGGUUGGUUGCUAGGAGCAGGCAGGAAGUGGGGGUGACAGGAUGAUGGCAGCUGUUCAGUGUGGCUGGGGCAGGAUGGCGGCUCCCGGACGGGGUCUCCCGUUGUGUUCCCUCUUUCUCGUAUUCUUGGCGCUAGUUAGCUCGGCACAUAUUAAGAAGGCGAUGGAGGAGAGCCCGGAGACCUACAGCCACUACUAUAACCACAAGGAGCUGAGUGAGCGGCUACACUCCCUGGCACAGGCAUACCCGGAGCUGUGCCGACUCUCCAGCCUGGGCAUGUCGGUGGAGGAGCGGGAGCUGUGGCUCAUGAGGGUGACCGCUGACCCGGACCAGGCUCCCCCUGACCGGCCGCAGUUUAAGUACGUGGGGAACAUGCACGGGGAUGAGACGGUGUCCCGGCAGGUGCUCGUCUACCUGCUGCAGUAUCUGCUGGAGAACUAUGGCCGGGACCAGCGCGUCACCCGCCUCCUCAACACCACCGACAUCUACAUCGUGCCCAGCCUCAACCCGGACGGCUUCAAGAGGGCACAGGAGGGCGACUGCCAGGGCCAGAAGGGCGGCCGGGAGAAUGCCAGGAACCUGGACCUCAACCGCAACUUCCCGGACCAGUUCUCCAACAAGCAGCCGCCUGAUCCACAGCAGGUGCCCGAGGUGCUGGCCAUGAUGAAGUGGAUCCAGGAGAACAGGUUUGUUCUUUCUGGUAACCUUCAUGGUGGCUCUGUUGUAGCCAGUUAUCCUUAUGAUGAUUCUAGCAGUCACAUGGAAACAGGAUUCUACAGCAAGUCUUCAGAUGACAAAGUGUUUCAGUACCUGGCCAAGGCUUAUGCAUCUAACCACCCAAUAAUGAAGACUGGUCACCCAAAGUGCAAGGGUGAAGAAGAUGAGUUUUUUCCAGAUGGGAUUACGAAUGGAGCUCACUGGUAUGACGUGCAAGGUGGGAUGCAAGAUUAUAACUAUGUAUGGGGAAACUGCCUGGAAGUCACAUUUGAGCUGUCUUGUUGCAAGUACCCACCAGCAUCUGAACUGCCCCAGGAAUGGGACAAUAACAGAGAGUCGCUUCUCAAGUUUAUGGAAAUGGUUCAUAUUGGUGCCAAUGGUUUUGUAAGAGACUCUGUUACCCAGAAAGGGAUUGAGAAUGCAACUAUAUCAGUAUCAGGAAUUAACCAUAACAUCACUACUGGGAAGGUGGGCAACUUCCAGAGAUUGUUAGCCCCGGGGAUUUAUAACAUCACAGCUUCAGUAAUGGGAUACCUGCCACAAACUAUUAUUCAGGUGGAAGUAAAAGAAGGACCUGCUACUGAGCUUGAUUUUCAGCUCAACCCUUCAGUCUCCGUUUUACCAGAUGAUACACUGGAUAUUACUACUGCCCCACUGCCAACCACUGAGCCUCCAGUGACUGUUAAACCUGAGAAUGUCCCUCCAGCCCACAAACCAGUCCAGCCCCAGGAUUUCCGCCAUCACCACCAUUCUGACAUGGAGAUAUUCCUGAGGAGGUACAAUAGCGAUUACGCCAGCAUCACACAUCUCUACUCCAUUGGCAAGUCUGUGGAGUCACGAGAGCUUUAUGUGAUGGCAAUAUCGGAUAACCCACAUGUUCAUGAGCCAGGAGAACCAGAGUUCAAGUACAUUGGGAACAUGCACGGUAAUGAAGUUGUAGGAAGAGAGCUGCUUUUGAACCUCAUUGAAUAUCUGUGCAAGAACUAUGGAACUGACCCAGAAGUCACACGAUUGGUGAACACUACCAGGAUACACAUUAUGCCCUCAAUGAAUCCAGAUGGCUAUGAGAAGGCACUAGAAGGGGACCGUGAUGGAGUAGUUGGCAGAAACAACAGCAACAAUUAUGAUCUUAAUCGUAAUUUCCCUGACCAGUUCUUCCAAAUCACCGACCCUCCGCAACUUGAGACAUUGGCUGUAAUGAGCUGGCUGAAAACCUACCCAUUUGUUCUGUCUGCUAAUCUCCAUGGAGGUUCCCUUGUGGUUAAUUAUCCGUAUGAUGAUGAUGAAAAAGGCUUGUCUAUGUACAGUAAAUCCCCAGAUGAUGCCGUGUUCCAGCAGCUGGCUCUUUCCUAUUCCAAGGAAAAUACGAAGAUGUUUACCGGCAGUCCUUGUAAGGAGAUCUAUCCUAAUGAGAAUUUUCCUCAGGGAAUCACCAAUGGCGCAAACUGGUAUAACGUUCCAGGGGGAAUGCAGGACUGGAACUAUCUUAAUACAAACUGUUUUGAAGUGACUAUUGAGUUGGGAUGUGUGAAGUAUCCUAUGGCUGCAGAACUUCCCGCCUACUGGGAAAGUAACCACAGGUCCUUGCUGGAGUUCAUUGAGCAGGUACACAAGGGAAUUAAAGGAUUUGUGCUUGAUGCCACAGAUGGAAGAGGCAUUUUCAAUGCAACAAUCAGUGUAGCGGACAUUAAUCAUCUGGUGACCUCGGACAAGGAUGGGGAUUACUGGAGAUUGCUGGUCCCAGGAAUGUAUAAAGUCACAGCUUCUGCAAGAGGCUAUGUUCCUGUGACAAAAAUGGUCAACGUGACAGAAGGAGAUGCGGUGGUGACAAAUUUCACACUUGUUCGUUCUGGCGCAGAUCUACACAAAGAAGAUAAAGGCAAAGUGUUGGUGGUAGAGCCAGAAAAAACAGAUCCCAACACACAGGAAUUUGAGACCCUGAUCAAAGAUCUUUCAGCUGAGAAUGGUCCUGAGCACCUUCUCCUGUCAACUUCAAGUGAUAUAGAUCUAUACCGCUAUAGACCUUAUCAUGACCUCUCUGAAUCACUACGGGGACUGAAUCUGAACUACCCAAACAUUACUAAACUGAACAGGUUGGGACAGAGUGUUGAGUACCGCUACAUAUGGUCUUUGGAAAUCUCAAAUAAACCAAACAUUUCUGAGCCAGAAAAGCCAAAAAUUAGAUUUGUUGCUGGAGUUCAUGGAAAUGCACCAGUUGGCACAGAGCUGCUCUUGACUUUUGCAGAAUUCCUCUGCUUGAAUUAUAAAAAGAACACUGCAGUUACAAAGCUUAUUGACCGAACAAGAAUUGUAAUUGUGCCAUUGGUCAACCCAGACGGACGAGAAAAAGCAACCGAGAAGGAUUGUACCUCCAAGAUAGGUCAGUCCAAUGCCAAUGGCAAGGAUCUGGACACAGACUUUAUCAGUAACUCUUCUGGACCUGUUGGAGAAAGGGAAAAGGAGACAAAUGUCAUUAUUGAUAGUUUAAUCUUGAAGCAAGAUUUCACGCUCUCUGUUGUUUUAGAUGGGGGCUCUCUGCUGGUUACAUACCCAUAUGAUAACCCAGUACACACAGUGGAGAAUAAAGACACGCUGAAACAUUUGGCUUCCGUAUAUGCAAAUAACCACCCUACAAUUCAUCUAGGACACCCAGGGUGCCCUAACAAGUCUGAAGAGCAUAUUCCUGGAGGAGUGAUUAGUGGUGCUGAAUGGAGUGGACACCAAGGCAGCAUGAAGGAUUUCAGUGUAACUCAUGGUCAUUGCCCAGAGAUCACAGUCUACACAAGUUGCUGCUUGUUUCCUAGUGCUGGGCAGCUGAAGUCCCUGUGGACUGAGAAUAAAAAAGCACUUCUUGCCAUGUUGGUAGAGGUCCAUAAAGGUGUGCAUGGCAUUGUAAAGGAUGAAAAGGGAAAACCUGUCCCUAAAGCAACAAUUAUAUUCAACGAGGGAGUGAAAGUGUUCACCAAGGAGGGAGGAUAUUUCCACGUUCUACUUGCUCCAGGUUUCCAUAACAUUAAUGCCAUUGCUGAGGGAUUCCAGCAGCAGCACACACAGGUUCAUGUUCGGCACGAUGCAGCCAGCCUUGUAGAAAUAAUCUUCGUCAUGGAUAAUCGUAUAUUUGGGCUACCCAGAGAGUUGGUUGUAACUAUUGCAGGAGCCACCAUGACUGCUCUACUUCUGACAGCCUGCAUCAUUUGGUGUGUUUGCUCCAUCAAGUCCAAUAGACACAAAGAUGGAUUCCACCGGUUGAGGCAGCACAAUGAUGACUAUGAGGAUGAAAUUCGCCUGAUGUCUGCUGGAUCUAAGAAAUCCCUGCUAAGUAAUGAAUUCCAGGAUGAAACCGACACAGAGGAAGAGACUCUAUAUACCAGCAAACAUUAAAACGACACUGCAGCCAGGACACAUUGCUCCAGACAGGAUAAGAAGAUCACUACACUCUUAAACAAUUCCUAGAUUGGCCGCAGCAAUGUCCUGCAGUUUGUUCUGCACAUUUGCCAUUGACCUUUUCCCGAACUACUUUUUGUGUUAAGUGCUCUUUCGUUUUUACAACAUUAAUGUGUGUUGUGUAUGUCUGGACCCCAUUGUCUGCUAGGAAAACAAUGUGACAAUAUAGGAUGACAACUACAGCGGAUUGCUUCAGAAGCCUUACCAGCUGCACGUUUUUACCACACCGUGGCCCUCGUGGAGGGGUUAGGAUUUAUUGCAAUACUUGGCAAGGUGCUUCACCGAGCCGCUAUACUACUUUCUAUUCUAUGAUGUCUCAACAUAAGAACAGUCUGACUUUUGGGGGAACUUGUUGUCAGUUUGUUGUAUUUGGAAACUGAUGGGGAUUUUGUAUUGACCAGAUUUCAUUUCUGCCAUUGGGAGAAAAAAAAUGAAUGUUUUACCUGAGAACAGUUUUAUAAUAGUCGGAGAUGGUUUAGGUUCUCAAGGUUUUUUUGAAAUGGGGUUCUGGAACAAAGAGUGUUUGUAAUUUACUGUUCUUUUCUAGACACUACAAUAAUGGAGGUGACGUUCUAGGUACAGUAGACGGCCAUCUUGUCUAUAGGCUGCUGACUGGUCAGCAAGUGUUUAUUUUCUAAUCUUUGGCCAUUUCUGCUAUGGGGCAAUAAGCACAUUUCCAAAUUUCUAUGAUGCUUGCUUUUUAAUCCACCACGUAACAUUGCAGUAAGACAGAACACUUCAACAAACCUUUUCACCUAGAUUGUGCUAAAUAAAGCACUAGCAUUGAUUUUGGUGGAUCACAAAAUAUUCUACUCAUAUAGAACAUGGUCUGGCCUUUUUAUUGGAAAUGAUCUUUUCAUAUGUCAUGAUAAAUGUAUGACCAUACUGGGUAUUUCUGACCUGGUAUCUCCAAUGGUUUUCAAAAGUAAAGAUCUCUUUGGACCACUUUGGCUCUUUGAUGGAUUUGUUAUUGAAAAUCUGACAAAAUUCUAAGCAAACAACUAUUCAGAUUAAUAGCAGAUUAUUUUGCUCAGACUGUUGUUGGAUCUUCAGUAUCUGUAAUCUGAGUUCUGCCAAAGGGGAGUAGAUAAAUCUAGGAAAUUGGUGGAGGUCCUGGAUCAGACUCCGUCAAUGUAAUGUUCUCACGUAUGAGGUUAUUUGAACCUGAUUUCCUCUUUUGCACAGAGAAGAAAAUGACUAGGAAAAGUAAACUUUCGGAAAUUGUUUCCAAACCUGCUUUCCGCUCCAUUCUGACAUUAAAGGGGUAUUCCAGGCAAAAGCUUUGUUUUUAUAUAUAUGUGUGUGUGUAUAUAUAUCUCAACUGGCUCUGGAAAGUUAAACAGAUUUGUAAAUUACUUCUAUUAAAAAAUCUUAAUCCUUCCAAUAGUUAUUAGCUUCUGAAGUUUUCUGUCUAACUGCUCAAUGAUGAUGUCACGUCCCGGGAGCUGUGCAUGAUGGGAGAAUAUCCCCAUAGGAACUGCACAGCUCCCGUGACGUGAGUCAUCAGAGAGCAGUUAGACAGAAAACAACAACUCAACUUCAGAAGCUAAUAACUAUUGGAAGGAUUAAGAUUUUUUAAUAGAAGUAAUGAAUGUUGCAGAUUUAGAGCGGAAAAACAAAUUCCUAUUGACUUCAAUGGGAUCUUUCCUUGCUGUUUCUGCCUCAAGAAUCGAGAUGUCAAUUCUUCCAGCAGGAUUCGGAUUAGCAUCAGAAAUGUGCUGAAAUUACUAUGUGUGAACAUGGCCAUAGAAAUCCCAUUGAAAUCACUGGAAGUCUGAUACCAGGAGCAAUUCAUGCUUUAGUGACUAUUCUGCCUGAAAUUACCCAAAGUACACAUUUGUGCAGGUUUUGCCUUGUCUGCAUAAAUCUGUUCACCUGCUUUUGUUGUGGACAGUUUCAUAUUUCAGAUUUUUGAUGUGUCAUGGAGACAUUCCAAAAGUUUUCAUCGGUGAUGGUCCAGGCGUUGAUAACUGGGAGAAGCGAUUGAGCUGUCCCCAGAUGUGUACGGGCUGUAUAGACCAACUAUAGAGUUCAUGCACAAAAGAGAGAAACAGCGCUAUAAUGUACUUUGUCCUAUUCAUUCUACCAUUUGUUGGGGGUUUCAGCCCCCCAGACCCAGCCAAUGAAAACUUUUGUUUCUAUGAUAUGUCAAAAGUUUUCUGUAGUGCCAGGAAUGGCCAAUUAAAUAUACUCUUACAUAUUGCUGCCAAAUUUACUGCCUUACCACAUUUUGCUGCUUUACAUCCAGCCUUAGGCCACUUUCACACAGCAGUAUUUUGGUCAGUAUUUUGCAUCAGUUAUUUGCUAGCCAUAACCAGGAGUUAAACCAAACAGAGAGAGAAUAUGUAAUGGAACCAUUUGCAAUUUUUCCAAGUUUUGGACCCACUUCUGCUUUUGGUUUGCACAUACGAAUACAGAGUGCAGACAUGUGAAAGUGGCUUUAGAUUCACAUUAUAACUCAUGCAGUAAUUUUCCCUUCUCCAAAAUUGCUUGUGGAUAUUGUGAUUUCAUUUUUUACAUGUAGUGGUUCUGCCCACUCUUUAGGACAUUAAUUUAUUAUUGUGAAAAGUAAUUAUGAUUUGGAAAUUCAUUGCUACACUUAAAGGGGAAAUCCAGUUGGUGAUCUAUGGAUCUUCUCAUAUUUAUAUCAGAUCAUCACAUAGAAGUUUCUGAUCUAAGUUUGCCAUUUAUUUUUACAAGAGUUCUCACACCCAUUCAGCACUGCUUAGAGAUUUCUACUAGUGGAAGCAAACUGUUGUUGAUUUAUCUGAUCCUUUUAUCAGUGUAAAAGGCAUGUAUGUAAGCCCUCUAUAGAAUCAUGUCUAGAAAUCAGCAAACUCCAAUGUGACGUGAACUGUAUUUCCCCUUUAGGGUAGGGUCACACACAGUGCAUCCGCAGCGUAUUUGAUGAUGCGGAUGCGCUGCCGGCAGUCGAGCAAGCCUUCGACUGCAGCAGGGUAGCUCUGUGACUAAGCUCAUGUCUGCCGGUGGAAAAUCCGCCACUAUGAGCAGACACACAGAGAAACAGGGAGCUUACUCUGCCGUCGCUCUGUGACUGAUGGCAGCGGAUGCGCUAUGUGUGACCCCCUACCCUUAUAAAAAUAUAUUAGAGAACUGCUGUUUGUGUAGUUUCCUAAUAUAUCAGUGCACAUUUACUAAAGGUGAACCUAUGCUUGACAAAAGUACCACAUCCCUUGUAGAAUGUUGCUUUCUCUGGCCUCUAUGUAAUAUGCGCAACAGCCACCAAAUCCAUUUUGUAUAUUUUAACAUUACAUACCAAGGCCAUGCAGUAUUAUGUGCUUAUCUCAAUGAGGCACUCUGGACCUUUACUUGCAUUUCCUCCCAUGCUAUAUUGACAUGUAGUAAUUCCCGAAGUGCCUUGUUGAAGCAGGUGCAGCAUUUGCAAAAUACUAUAAUGUAACAUUGCUGCAACGCUUGACCACGGAAAAAGGGGUUCCCUUGAUUUCAUUGAUAAAAAGGCUUUGAUUUGCUUUAAGAACCAUCAUUAUGUUGUUAUUGGAUGUUAAACUUGCAUACUGUUGCUAAACUGGUACAACAUUGUGUUGUGUAUUGCACCUGUGCCUGUUAAUAGUGCAUUCUACAUGGAAAUGGAAAUUUUCACUUGAUUUUUUUUUUUGUUAAUCUUGUCAUACUUUUGUGGAAAUAAAUACAAGCUGCAUUUAUGUACAAGACUCAUUCAGCUAUUUUAACUUCGUUUGCUUUUCCUUUACUGCCAUUAUAACACUAUUAUAGCUGAAAUCUCUCAUGUCUGCAGAAGUCAUGUUUAUUUAUUGCAAUUAAUGUAACUAAAUAUUUGA
Hyla sarda is the source of this 7989-nucleotide messenger RNA. It is a transcript of the gene CPD, whose product is annotated as carboxypeptidase D. Gene Ontology annotation, biological process: proteolysis. The transcript has 21 exons. Bases 53 to 4108 code for a protein of 1351 amino acids. Gene Ontology annotation, molecular function: zinc ion binding; metallocarboxypeptidase activity. The record is from RefSeq and is a predicted model, not a curated record. Lineage: Eukaryota; Metazoa; Chordata; Amphibia; Anura; Hylidae.